This is a messenger RNA of Oryza brachyantha (malo sina), 899 nucleotides long. RefSeq lists its product as uncharacterized. Bases 327 to 647 code for a protein of 106 amino acids. The transcript is spliced from 2 exons. The record is from RefSeq and is a predicted model, not a curated record. Lineage: Eukaryota; Viridiplantae; Streptophyta; Magnoliopsida; Poales; Poaceae.
CCCGACGCCGCCACUGCGACUUCUCCCGGCCCAGUCCGCGCCGCCGCCGCCCUGGGCGAGUUCGCCCCCACGCCAUUGCCGUGCCGUGCGGGACGGCCUCGACCCCAGCGCCCGCCACCGCCUAGCCUGCUCCCUCUCCGUCCCAAUCCGCUUGGCCGCCAGACUCAUUCAAGCGCCGGUCGAUUUGCUCGGCCGGCAUCCUCCCGUCGUCUAUCCAGCCGAGCGGCUGCCUGCCGCUGUCAUCGACGGCGACCAUCCGUGCGCGGCGUCGUGGUCUUCCAAGCAGGCUCUAAAGGGGAUUACUUCCCGCUUCGCCUUCAAAAAGGAUGGUGUUUGGCCGGAGCAAGUCGUCGUCCACGGCGACUCCUGCUGCUUCCGCGGCUUCCUCGGCGGCCGCAGCGGCGUGCUCGGAGCUGCGGGCGGCGUACCACGAGUGCUUCAACCGCUGGUACGCGGAGAAGUUCGCCAAGGGGCAGUGGCACAAGGACGACUGCGUCGGCGAGUGGCACAAGUACCGCGCCUGCCUCGAGGAACAUCUGGAAGACAAGCAUCUCAGGCAAAUCCUAUUGGAAUCAGAAACACCUGCGUAUUAUGCCCAGUUCGAUGCUGAUUCUUCUGCUAGAAAAGGAGGCACUUCGACGAAGUGACAGCCUAGGGCUAACUACAUGAUCAAGUUUCAAUUCACUCAACCAGGGUUAGGGGAUCCUUCAAAGAAGGACAAAAAGGUGUUCGUAUUUAGGUUUUAGACAUAUGCCAUGCUGCUGAUUCAUGCUGCACUUCAGCAGCUGAGAUGUAAGAUUUUCCAGGGUCAUAUUGUACUCAACCUUCCAAGUUCGAUGUACCUUCAUAUACUCGAUCAAAGUCAGUACGACAAAACAAAAGCAGUACUCUUCCAGAAA